Molecule: messenger RNA, 1455 nt
Organism: Brassica napus (rape)
Lineage: Eukaryota; Viridiplantae; Streptophyta; Magnoliopsida; Brassicales; Brassicaceae
Product: transcription factor TCP15-like
Exons: 1
Coding region: 224-1180 (318 amino acids)
Cellular component (GO): nucleus
Molecular function (GO): sequence-specific DNA binding; DNA-binding transcription factor activity
Source: RefSeq, a predicted model, not a curated record
UAUGCUUUCAUAUUCAUUUCUUUAACCUUCUCUCUCAGACACAGACACGCAGCUAAGCUUCCCAUCUGAAAGGAGUUUCAUGUCCUGAAGGACCAUAACCUCUCUCUCUCUAAUAACAAAUAAAAAACACAGAAGAUAGAGAGAGAGAAAGUAUGGCUCACAUAAAGAUCUAACAGAGACAGUAGUCCCACUUCCCCACCACAGCCAUCUUCGAUCAUCAUCAAUGGAUCCUGAUCCGGAUCAUAACCCGAAUCAUCAUAGACCAAACUUCCCUCUCCAGCUUCUUGAUUCUUCUUCCUAUUCUUCCACUUCCUUAGCCAUCAUCCCAUCAGCUUCUUCUUCCGAACCUAACUCCGAACCUAACGCCCUCUCCAAGAAACCGCCCCCAAAGCGAACCUCAACUAAGGACAGACACACCAAAGUCGAAGGACGAGGCCGUCGGAUCCGUAUGCCUGCCAUGUGCGCCGCACGUGUCUUUCAGCUCACACGUGAGCUAGGUCAUAAGUCCGACGGUGAAACCAUCGAGUGGCUUCUCCAGCAAGCCGAGCCGGCGGUUAUAGCCGCUACAGGGACUGGAACCAUUCCGGCUAACUUCGCUUCUCUUAAUAUCUCACUUCGCAGCUCAAGAUCUUCUCUUUCCGCUGCUCAUCUUCGUACAGCUCCAGGCAGCUAUUACUUUCACUCGCCUACGAUGGCUCAUCCUCAUCAGGUGCGUCCCAAGCACGAGUCGCAUUCCUCUUCUUCUUCGCAGCUUUUAGACCACAACCAGAUGGGGAACUAUUUAGUUCAAUCAACGGCUGGAUCUUUGCCAACGAGUCAGACUCCUACUACGGCACCGUUUUGGAGUAGUGGUGACAGUACGCAGAAUCUUUGGGCUUUUAAUAUCAACCCUCAUCAUUCGGGUGAAGUUUACAACACGAGCGGUGGUGGCGGUGGAGGAGGCGGAGCAGGAGGAGGAGGAGUACAUCUGAUGAAUUUUGCAGCUCCUAUUGCUUUGUUUUCUGGACAGCCUUUGGCGUCUGGUUACGGAGGAGGAGGUGGAGAUCAUAACCAUUACGGAGUUUUAGCGGCGUUGAACGCUGCUUACCGGCCGGUUCAGGAGACGGCGAGCCAGCAAAACCGCGAAGGAGAUCAUCAUUACAGCCAUCAAGAAGAUGGAAGCACGAGUCAUCAUUCCUAGGCAAAAAACACACACACAAACAAUAUAUCUGUGAGAUUUAUUUUUAUUUUUGUUCUUUCGUUUGUUUGAUUGUUUUUAAACAAGCGUGAUUUUUUUUUUUUGCAUUGCUUCUUUAUAUUUUUCUUUAUAAAUUAUAAUAUCCAACGAAUGCUGCUCAGGUUCCUUUCGUCUUCCGAUUAGUUAAUGUAUUAAGUAAGAACGUGAUUAUUCGAUAUAUGUAUGUGGUUUUUGAAACCAAGUUUGGUUUUGAUUUUUUCAAAAGGGUUUAGCCUCAA